Laetiporus sulphureus 93-53 is the source of this 1873-nucleotide messenger RNA. Its product is annotated as ENTH-domain-containing protein. The coding region runs from base 199 to 1716 and encodes 505 amino acids. The record is from RefSeq and is a predicted model, not a curated record. NCBI's taxonomy places the organism in Eukaryota, Fungi, Basidiomycota, Agaricomycetes, Polyporales, Laetiporaceae. Gene Ontology annotation, molecular function: clathrin binding; phospholipid binding. Gene Ontology annotation, biological process: endocytosis; actin filament organization. The transcript is spliced from 7 exons. Gene Ontology annotation, cellular component: clathrin vesicle coat; plasma membrane; endosome.
GUUAUUUCACCACUCGGCCGAGCGGGUUUUCUGAAACCACUUCCCGGCAUAUGCGCAGCCUGGCCUAGUUGCGCCAUGUUAUUUUUUUGUUCCGUAGGCCGCGACACAUGACGAGGGGCUAGCCGAGCGCUCCGUCUCGUUUAAUGUUGUCGGCUCCUUCGACAUCGCCCGCUCAAUACUACAACAUUCUUCCUCCUCAUGACAUCCACAUUAACGCACUACGGAAAGGGAGCCCUUCGAGUCGCGAAGAAUUACACGAAGGGGUACACCCAUACUCAGGCGAAAGUCAGGGAUGCGACUUCAAACGAUCCGUGGCCGCCGUCUGGCCGGCAGAUGCACGAGAUUGCGCAACUGACAUUUAACCCGGAGGACUUUGUUGAAAUCAUGGAAAUGAUGGACAAACGGCUGAACGACAAAGGGAAGAACUGGCGUCAUGUAUUCAAGGCUCUCACUCUACUUGACUAUCUGCUGCAUUCUGGCUCAGAAAAUGUGAUCCUGUAUUUCCGGGAUAAUCUUUAUGUGGUCAAGACUCUGCGAGAGUUCCAGUACGUCGACGACAACGACCAGGACCAGGGCGCCAAUGUCCGUCUGAAGGCAAGAGAGAUUGUCAACCUAAUGCAGGAUGAGGGAAGGCUGCGCCACGAGCGACGGACGCGAGCCCGCAUGUAUGAGCGCAUGGGUCAUCAUGGCUGGCCGGACGACUCGGAUGAUACGGAUGAGGAAAGUGGCACGAGGCGCAGCGGAUAUCCUCCGGUCAUUCCCACGAGGCCGUUAAACAAGGAAGACGAAGAUGUGCGCCGCGCUAUCGAGGAGAGCAAGCGGAGCAUGGAGCAUGAUCGGGCGACAGCGGAGGAGCGAGAUCUGCAGAAGGCGAUCCAGCUGAGUAAGGAAGAAGAGGAGAAGAGAGCGAAACAGUUGGCAGAAGCCAAUCUCAUCUUAUUUGACGAGCAGGGACAAGCCAGACAGCAGCCACAGCAGACCGGCAUCCUCGUCGACGCUACCCUCCCUCUUCAGUAUGCGGUGACCGGCGUCCAACCGCAAUAUACGGCGAUGCCGUUACAGUCACAGUACACUGCAAUGCCGUUGCAAGCGCAAUACACCUCAUUUAACCCGUUCCAGCAACAGGCGGAACAAGAGAUGCUGCAGGCUCAAUACAUGCAACAGCAGCAGGCGGAAAUGGUGGCAAUGCAGCAAGCGCAGGAGGUACAGGCUCUGCAGCAGGCUCAGUUGCAGGCGCAGCAAGAGGAGUGGAUGCGACAACAGCAGCUGCUCGCUCAGCAGCAGCAGGCUGCUUUAUUGCCUCAGCCCACGGCUGUUCGGAUUGGUUCUAACAAUCCAUUCGCAUCUUCCGUGCCACCUCGCGACAGUGUCUCUGCUGGCCCGCAAUUGCAGCAGACGACUGGCACCGUGUCAUUCAAUCUCACCGGCACGUAUGCCAACCGGGAGAACACAGCGAGCGCCCCUCUUCCCUCACUUCAGCAGCGGUCAUAUACCGGCCGACCUACACGGACCGACCAACAACACUCGCGUCUUGCAGACUUGUUUGCAAACCGUGGAGAAGAUGGUGUCGACACCUUCGGAAACGUCGGCCAGCUUCGGUUCAUGUCUACCGAGGCUGGACGAGUCGUUGCGCAAAAGACCGGCCCAGCGACUCAUAAUCCCUUCGUGCAGCACACUCCUAGCCAACAGAACGAUGCAAGCCUCAUCCAGUUCUGAUCACUGUCUCCGUUUGAUGUGUUGUUCCUUGUACAUUCUCCCUCUUGGCUCCUUUAAAAAUGUAUCCAUAUGUUUUUCCUCUAUCUCGCCCGGCGCACCCUGUGUCCUAACAUGUAUCUUACGGUAAUAUAUAGUAUACAUCCUCGAUUCAACGUGA